AGGGCUGCGGACAAUAUGGUUUUGAAGUUGUGUCCGCAUCUUUUUCAUUUUCUUGGGCCUCUGUACUUAUUUAAUUCGUCUGCUUCCCCUUUUUUUGAUAUUUCCCGACACAAUAAACAUGAAAACCCGCUUCCCUCAUCCUUGGCACUUAUUUAAACCACUUUAUCAUUAUGUUUCCUGUGUCAACAACAAUCCUAUAAAUACCAUUUUUCCUUUUCGCUUUUCGAGUCGACUAAUUCUAACCCCACAGCAACAGCAUGCCUCGCGACAAAAAGACAAGCAAAAAGAAAAAGGAUCGCGGGCGGAGCCGGAGCCGUUCUCGCAAGCACGACAAGAAGAAACCAACCAAGAAAAGAAAAAACGAGACAUCGUCUUCCUCUGCUCAGUCCUCGAAUUCCAGUCGUAGUUCAGUAUCUUCUUCCUUUGACAAAAAAGAGAAGAACGCGACGCUGGAGGCAAGCCACAAACUCUUGAAGCAGUUGCGCAAGGCUCUUUUCAAGGAUCCGGACGCUUUCCAGCUCCAAGAACUGCUUCUGAAGCACGUCGAGAGCGGCGGGGUAGAUGCUGCUGCUGGUGACAAGAAGGCGAAUAAGAAGAAAGCAAAGAAGAAAAAGAAACAGACUACGAAGCUCACGCCCGACGCCCUCCGACAGCUGUUGCUUUCCACUGUAGAUUCACAUGCAUCGUCAGCGUCUUCGAGGAAGAGGAGUAAAGACUCGUCCUCAUCCUCGGAUGAAAUAAGCGAGGACCCCGCGGAAAUGACAAACAGCAAAAGUAGAACGUCGAGCAGCGUUUUCUCCGACUUGUUGCGACACGAAGAUGUCGCGUUCGCCACGGAAACGCUUCCCGUGCUCCUCGACUAUUGCGAAUUCCGUUCCUCCUCGCGGCAAAACCGGGAGACGACGGCCACGGGGUACCAACUCGCACCGCUGCUCCGCGAGGCCGCGGAGCUCUACCGCGGCUCGCUCGCGGCGAUAUGGCGUUCUCAAAUGUUACAUUCUCAACUGUUGCAUAAGUUUGUCAUGCAAGACCGGCAAAAGUGAACAGAACUGGCGAAGAUUGCGCCUCUUGCAUUACAGAUUUGGCACAGAUUUCGACGCUGUUUAGCCCUUCGUAGAUUUGCCAUGCGAAGCAGCUUGAUCGCGGCGAUCUUGGUGGUAAAUUUGCAUGACAAAUCAUGUUCUGACCCUAGAUCUCCUGCGGCCGUAGCUGCUUGCGGCGACGGUGCAAAGAUUUUUGAUGUGGCGCAGUCGGGUAUGCAUGACAAAUCAUGUAACAGUUGAGAGUGUAACGUUUGAGAGUUCCAUAGGCGAUCCUGGUACAGUAUGGCGCGGACGUCUUAAGGCUGCCGGCGAACCUGCGGGAGCGGGUGCCCAGCUUGGGCAAGCCCGACAACAAGCGGUCGUCCUACGCCCGGCCCAACGACGAGAGGAAGCCGUGGCUCUCCACGGCCCAGAACAACGCGAUCUGGACGGAACGCCGGGCCACUUCAGCUCGUCUGAGAUCCCAAAAAGAUCCUAUCAAGAUCCUGGCCGCUGGGCUACUUCGGCGCCCCGAAAUUACGAAUCAGGCCCAAUGUUUUGGCCUUCGCUUUGCCUCUUUUGUAUAGCAAAUUUGCGCGGCCUUUUCUGGGCGUGUCGCAUAGCUGCCGAGCCUAUCCCGAGGGCCGCCCUGUUUGGGAAGCGCGAUUUUUUUUCCCGUUGCGGGGGUAUGUCGGUAUUUUACGGCCACGCAAAACUUGGCGCGGGCCAGCCGCCAGGGAACGCGCCGCCCGCCGCGGCCAGCGUGUCCUUUUGCCCCCCCUUCUGGUGUGCUUCUGUAGUUUUUUCGCGGUAGUCUUGGACAUUGGAAAGGGGGUGGCGCGGAGGUGUUUCGACCGCAGGCAUUCUACCUGCCCAGCAUCCGGGAGCCCGCAGAGAGGCGAUGGCCUUUGGCGCGAUGUGGUGCCAAGUGUUUUGCUUCUUGGGGUCGCGGGGAUCGGCAGGCCAAUCCUGCAGAAAGCAUGUCAAACAAGGGUGGGAGUUUUCUCCCCGCGGCACAAUUUUUGUACUCAGGAGCAUUCUCCAGUGGAAUUCGGCCAGGCACGGGGCCAUUUUCCAGAGUUCAUGGCCGCCAUCUCCAUUUUCAAAAGUUCCGAUCAAGAUCCUGUCCAGAGGACACUUUUUUCGCCGCUUUUCCUGGCCCCUCCCCCGCCUAGAAUCUAUGGAUUUGGCGGCGCAAAAAAGUGGCCAAAAAAGUGUCCUCUGGACAGGAUCUUGAUCGGAACUUUAUCGGAUCUUGAACGGAACUUUUUAGGAACUUUUUUUUGGCCUCUGAAGCUUUCGCCAUACCGCCGUGAUUGGCGACUUUGAACAUUGUUUGAACCUUGGUCGGAUCCUUUGUUCGGGGUUCAAGAAGUGGCCUUUCUACCCUUGAAACACGGGCUGUUUCUUUGAUUCAACAAAUUCAGCGGCUUCGUUUUUGAAUCAAAAAAAAAACUCGCUUUGGGGCUAGUGCGCCGUCUUUUGCUGGACCAUUUCCGACCUGGCCUUGUCCUCGGGCUCGGGUAUAUCUGGCCCAUGGAAGCGAGAUGGACCCUGCGGACGGGGGCAGUUCCGUCCAUUGCCGGGCCCCAGAUUGUUCCGCGUCGCGCCAGGGCUUUUACAACCGCGCGACCACUCGCUCGCCUUUGUUGGGCGUGGUUAUUCGUCACUCCCAGCAAGCUAGCGCCUGUGGCAACGCCCGCGGGGCGUCUGGCCCUUUCUCACAUCUACCAUACCUUCGUGGAACGCGCGUUACACGAGCGGUCUAUGCUUCCCUUUCGUCGGCAGGCUGUCCCUGGAAGCUACAGAGGGGCGGACGCUCCGAAUCUUUCCUACCCCUCCCCCUGGAGUGUCGGGGGUGAUCUUUUCAGGAUCUUCGUGGGUUCUCAGGGCGUCGUCUGUGGCCCGUCGUGCCGCCAGUAAAGAGGAAGCCGUGGCUCUCCACGGCCCAGAACAACGCGAUCUCGGACUGGGCGCGCGCGUGGGCCGCCUUCGAUGCGGCUUGCCACGACGACGACGAGGAGGACGAGACCACUGGCGCUAGAACCUCCGCGCGGUCAACCUCCUAUUUCGACAGCUUUUACAGCUCCCAGAGCGCCGCCGGCGGCGGGCCCAAUAACUUCAACAACUCCUGGGUGGACGACAUUUUGGAGCAGAGGCAGCGCAAAAAACAAAAACACUUGGAGUCCGAGGCGGAGGCGCGCGAGCGCCAAAGAGACGCCGCCUUGAACUCGCACCAGACCAGGCAGGACCGCAUGUACAAAAACCUGACGGAGCAGCAGAAACAGGAAACCCGAAACGUCAAGGCGCCUACGGGGCCGCGACCACCGCCGACGUACUACCCCGGGUUCUCGCGGGAGGAAUACCGGCCCGCGGGUGCUUCGCAUCAAGACGCAGAAGACCUUCCCUACGACCGCCCCGCGGGCCCGGAGCCGCGGCCGAACAGCGGGCUCCCGCCGGCGCGCGAGUUCACCCCCGCCGGUCCGUUAUCAAAUGCAAAAAUGUCUGGGUCGGGAAUAUUGCCGGGUUUGUCAUGCAUAUGUUGCAUGACCCAUGAUGUUUGUAAUGCAUGACCUAGCAUCACAGAUUUUUACAGGGCUUCCUGAUGCCUAUUCCGCAUGACAAAUGCCCUCCCCGCGUAGCACAAACUAGACUCCUCUUGCUGAUCAUGCAAUACAGUUUUUUCUAGAGUCCAAAGCUAGCAUCACAAGCUCCAACCUUUCAGACACAGACAUUUUUGCAUUUGAUAUCCGUCCCAACCUACCAAGACACGGGCGGAACGCGCGAAGGAUGGUCUUGCGGAGGACGAGCGGCGUUGGUCCUCGUUCGUGCAAGGCCAGGGCAUCGCGGAGAAGAACAGAAUUACCUACUCCGACAUCCCGUGGCCCCGCGGGUUGCAGGAUUUCGAAAACAAGAGCAAGCGGGCCAUGGACUUGGAUUGGCUUUCGCUUACCUCCAAGCAAGAACGCAAGGUCUUGCUGCUGCGGUGGCAUCCCGACAAAUUUUUGGCACGCGUGAAGCCCUUCGUACGGGACCCACGGGAAUUCGAUAGAGUCACAGACAAAUGCAAACAAGUCAUGCAGACGUUGAACGACUUAAAUGCAGCUGGUGCUGGGCCGCAAAGAUGAAGCGACAGAUGAAAAAAAACGACCACGAGCAUCUUCAUGUUCUUCCGCGAACUACAGAAGGGUACUGAACAAAUAAGAAAUCAAUAUGUACUAACACUUAGUCUUGAU
Molecule: messenger RNA, 4258 nt
Organism: Amoebophrya sp. A120
Lineage: Eukaryota; Dinophyceae; Syndiniales; Amoebophryaceae
Source: the annotation of a GenBank genome assembly